AUGUCCGACCCACACGGCGCUGAAACAGCCAAUAGCCUCGACGUGCCCCCCACUCAGUUCGGCACUUCAUCGCAGAUCCAAACGGUACCAGAAAACGUAUCAAUGGUGCACUUGGCACAAGGGAAAGGAUCUAGUACGGAUUCGAUGUAUGUGGAGAAGAUUAGGGGCCGGCAUAUUUUUCUUAGCCAGGAGCAGCUGUUCAGUGGACUACUGGUCGUGUGCAUAGAGCAUCACAAGUACGACGAAGCGUUAGCCCUGUUAAGAGAAGAUCCCGAAGCCCACAUGUGCACCGAAGAAUUGGCUGGUUUGUCGCUAUGGCGACCAGCGUCUCGACCAAUCAUAAACCAACUUUGCGAGUACGUAUCUAAAAACGAACUGGCCGUGCAGAAUGCAGCCAUGCGACUGUAUGUGGGCAGAAUGAAUGAGCAUUGGAGCGAUGCUGUACAUGAGGUCAACAUGUUGGUGCUGCUGUUGGAAAAG
Molecule: messenger RNA, 480 nt
Organism: Sphaeroforma arctica JP610
Lineage: Eukaryota; Ichthyosporea; Ichthyophonida
Exons: 2
Source: RefSeq, a predicted model, not a curated record